AUUCUCGCCCAUUGCAUGUAAAAUGCGAUAGUGCACAAAGAGCGGAGAACACGAGAGGUGGUGUUUGGUCUGUUUGGUAGAGAAGACGCUGUGCCUGUGGUACGGUACCAGUACCGCUGUGUUACCUAUCCCAGAAGAGAAAGCCCUUCGUAGAUCAAUAUCGCGACAAUUACAACAUUAUUUUGAGGAAGACCGAUCCGAAGAAAGUCAAAGGAGUGGAUGCAAUUUUGUCCUUAAAUUCGUAGACUGACAUUUUAGCCGUGAUUACAGUAUGUGGCGUCUUGUUGCACGGAGGGGCUUGCACGUACUAACACAGCAGCAAUGGAGACGCAUGGUCACAAUAACGCAAGGGACGUCAAACCGCGGGCUAACGGCAGCCUUGGUUGGAGGCACAGCUGGCAUUGUGAUGGGUGGCAUUGUGUGGGAGAAGACAUUGAGAGCCAGCAGUAGUUCAGUUCAAGCACAAGACAAAGGGGAUGAAAAGAGCAUUGAUGAAGAUGGAGGAGAAGAAGAAGAAGAUGAGCCGGAUGGGAAGAAGAAAAGAAAAGGACCAGGCUUCAGAGAUAGGAGGAUCAUUGAGUAUGAGAACCGCAUCAGGGCUUACUCCACGCCGGACAAGAUCUUCCGUUACUUUGCUACCCUGAAGGUGUAUAACGAGGAUGAGGUCUUGAUGACCCCAGCUGAUUUCAUCCGGUCCAUCACACCAGACGAGAAGCAACCAGAUGGCCUAGGCCUGGACCAGUUUAAAAAGAUUGAUCCUAAGAAAUACAAAGCAGAUGAUUUCCAAGGUCUUGGUGAAGACAGUAUCUUCAGAUUACUUGGACAGUGCGGUCUCAUUUCAUUUGCUGAUUACAUGUUCCUACUCACUGUGUUGUCAACGCCAGAACGCCAUUUUGAAAUUGCGUUCAGACUCUUUGACCUCAAUGGAGAUGGCCAUGUCUCCUGUGAUGAAUUUACCCAGGUAACUGAUGUGAUGAGAGCACAGACUGCUACAGGAAAGCGUCAUCGGGACAGGAAGACGACAGGAAAUACGCUAGAUAAACCGUUCAACAGCUCACUGACGACAUACUUCUUUGGAGCUGACCAGAGUCGGAAGCUGACCUUUGAAGAGUUCAACGAGUUCCAGCGGAAGCUUAGGCUUGAUCUUCUUAAGCUUGAGUUUGAGCGCUACCAACCGGAAGACGGCCGCAUCACGGAGAAGAGCUUGGCCAAGCUUCUCCUGGUUUACGCCAAUUUGCCCAAGCAGAGGACAUCUCGUAUGCUGAGAAGAGUCAAGAAAAAAUAUGAAGACGAUGUUCAGGGUGUAACGUUUGAAGAGUUUGAAGCUCUGCAAGCUUUCUUGAGAAAUAUCAAUGAUGUGGACACAGCUCUGUCGUUCUACCAUGUAGCAGGAGCGGCCAUUGAUCCAGAGACCUUCAAGCAUGUAGCUAAGAUGGUAGCCAAUGUCGAUCUGUCAGACAGAGUGAUUGGAAUCUGCUUUACACUUUUUGAUGAAAAUGAUGACGGUAAACUCAGUAACAAGGAAUUUGUGUCCGUGAUGAAACACCGCGUCCAACGCGGUCUGGACAAGCCAAAGGAGCUCGGCCUCAGCAGGAUACUCGCCGCCAUGUGGAAGUGCGCGAGAAAGACGCAGAUCUUCGUUAAAGGGGAAGAGGACGUCACGCUCAAGCGAAACAUCUCCCGGGCCAAGCUUUACGCAACGAUAUGAGUAUGGACAAUGGUUGAGAGAGGAUAGCAGAGGAUUUGAUAGUAGCAGUAGAUGGACGACAUUACUUGUGGUUCACAUAAGCUUGACAUGGGAGAAAGCAUGAAGCGUAGCUUAACUAGACCUGCUAGCUUUAUCCAAACCUAGUAUGUCCCAAGCUGAUUGUACCCUAGCAGUUGAUCUGAACAGUAAUUUGAAGAGGUUUAUCAGCAAUAAGUCUCAAAUCUCUGAACAGUUUGAUCAGAAAAUAUUCAUGAAUAUUGUUAUGCGUUAUUAGUACUAUUCGAUGACUAAAAAAAUAUAGGAAACUAUAUAGAUACUUUGAAAUAUUUCAUCAGAAAAUAUAGAUUAAUGUUUUUAUCGAUGAUUAGUACUUUUAUGUACCUUUUUCAUUUAAUCAGAAUUCAAUUAAAGAAAAAAGUAUGUGAUGGUCUCAUCAGAAAUUAGUCAUCAGUGAUAUUAUUGGUGAUAAACACUCUUCAAUUUUUUUAAUUCAAAGUGAAAAUAGGAAGUGUUUGGACACUUCCUAUUCUGAAGACAGUCCGUAUUCUGAAGUAAGGUUUAACUUAAUAGACCAUGGUCUAACCUUGAGCUAAGAUUAUGGGAACCCAAAUAUGUCAAAAUUAUGUUUUCAUUGAAUGCUUCUAAUGUUCACUUUGCUCUUUCCUAAUUUUUUUUAUGGUGAAGACAACUAUCUUAUUCAUCCUUCCCAGACAAUUAAGAAUUAUUUGAGACUAAAAUGAGCUGAUACAUUCAAACUCUACUGUUACAGAAUUAUGGCACAAUAAGCUUCCCAUAGUUAAACCACAACUUUAAACCGGAGUUGAAGUUAAACUCAACUUCAGAAUACGGGCCUUAGAUUCAACCUGCCCACAUUCAGCGUGCAAUAUACUGUACAACAUGUAGGGGAGUGUACGAUACUUGAUUCUAUAAAUAUGAAUUCCAUGUACAUGUGGGGGGGCAGACCUUUGCUCAUACAGGAUCUUUGGCACGGAAUGCUCAUCCCCAUCCUGCUUUCACCGAUUAGUGAUGAUUGAAAUAGUUUUCAUGAUUAUAUCUGUUUAGUGGAGGGUCUGAUCAACUGGUUCUGGUUAUUUUGUAUUUUCUUACUUCUUCUAUAUAUCAAUGAUGAUAUGCAUAUUCUUUAAGUGCUUUCUUCCUGUUUUUGUGUUGUUUUUACUAGUGUGCAUCAAUUCAAUUUCAAUUCAAGAGGACAUGAUGAAUUAUUAUUUUUAUUAUUUUUUUCUAUCUCACUGUCAUCAUC
This is a messenger RNA of Lytechinus variegatus (green sea urchin), 2969 nucleotides long. It is a transcript of the gene micu1, whose product is annotated as calcium uptake protein 1, mitochondrial-like. NCBI's taxonomy places the organism in Eukaryota, Metazoa, Echinodermata, Echinoidea, Temnopleuroida, Toxopneustidae. The transcript has 11 exons. Gene Ontology annotation, molecular function: calcium ion binding. Gene Ontology annotation, cellular component: uniplex complex. Bases 272 to 1708 code for a protein of 478 amino acids. The record is from RefSeq and is a predicted model, not a curated record. Gene Ontology annotation, biological process: mitochondrial calcium ion homeostasis; calcium import into the mitochondrion.